UCUUCUGAGUUGAAAAGGAUCAGGGAUUAAAGAGUAACACUUUCAAAUUAAUUGUUAUUGUAUAGUACAUUUUAUUAUAAUAUAACUUCCUCAAAAGGGUAAGUCUCCAUCCCUCAAUGGUUAUUUAGUAUUUAAAACUCGAUUUUAUUUCCAUCAAUUAACUUAAUUAUUAACAUCGACUAAGAACAGAUCGUCUGCAGAUAGGGCUUUUUAAUUCUGAUAAUUUACUUCUAGUUUUUACAUUUUUAACACCUUUGUUCCUAAUAUUGAUACCAAUACUUUCCUAUAAUCAGUUUUGAGGUGGAUGAAAGAUAUCGAGAAUCAAGGCGUAGAGCGCAGGUCAUUUUACAAACAAAAUUGCUUUGUUGCUUGGUAACCCACCUUCUACCACUCUUGCCUUCUGCUACUUGCUUACUAGUUUUAGGUUUUGACCAUUCCAUUAGUUAAUUCUUGUGUAUUGAGCAGUUUAUUUUUUCAAAAAACGUCUUUUUUGUAAUAUUGAAAUCCUUUUGGAGCCACUCAUUGACAAUCUAAAUAUUUAACCUUGUCAGAUGGAUUCUUCCAAUCACCUGUCAAUAUCUUGUCCUACAUGUUUCAGUUUUAUUAUUGCUCGUAUAAGUUUUCAAAAUCAAGUUUCACAAUGAUAUAAAUUUCUCAAAGUUUCUCGACUAGGCUUAUCUGCCAAUUAACUUUUAAUUUGUGAUCCAUAAGCUUCAAUAAUACUUGUCACUUUUGCUGUGCUUCACCAAAUAUAGUUGAUUGCAAUUCAAACAACGAGCAUACCGUAAUAUUUUUGCACAACAUUGACUCUCGGCUGUAUGGGUCAACCAUGAUCAACGCAAAAUUGGCAGUGAUCCUGUUUGAAAUAAGUAUUGGACGAAUUCCAUGAGGGGGCCACAGUUGUCCGCUUCGAAAACAGCUGAUGAUGUCUUUCCAGGACUACAGAGCCUUCUCCAAGUAUCGACGGGAAGAAUCGAUCACUCUGUUUGUUGAAACACUGACUGGGACUAAAUUUGAAAUGUCGGUCCUCCCUCACGAUACCAUCAAGUCUGUCAAAGUCAAAAUCCAACGAAUUGGAGGAAUUCCGAUCAGUCAGCAGCACUUGAUUUACAAUCUGCAAGAGCUGGAUGAUGCGUCACUGUUGGCUGAUUACUCCGUCAAAAGUGGGUCGACACUCAAACUGGUGCUAUCUAUGAGAGGCGGACCCAUCAGCACUGUUAGACGUGUCCUACCUCUGGAUGAUGCUGCUUUAAGAGAGCUCAUGGAAAGUAACAGAGAGGAGCUUCUAGAUGACUUGCCUCCCGGGUGCAAAAUGGCGGUUCUAGUUUUUCGUGAUGGGGACCAAUUGAAUAUGUUCAGGGUGCUAGAAAAUGUUGAUGGAUCCUACUCCCCACUAUCUGAUUCCUCAAUGCUUAAUUUAUUCGAAGACGAAGGUAUGCUGAAGACUGACGAAUUUACUAAACGUUUUGAUGAGAACACAGUUACUAUGGAAAAAAUGUAUGACUUGAAAACAAAGCUUGCAGAGCUCGCAAUUCAACGGAAGACUCAUAAGUUGAGACCUGUGGAAACAGAAGACGAUAACGAAGACAGAGCACCAGUUGCAUCAACAUCGGCCGAAAGCGCAAGAGAGAAAGGAACUAGUAAAUCUAAACUGCCUCCAAUCCCCAGUCUAGAAUCGCGACUGGAAGACGAGAACGUUUGUGAGUCAGCCAGUCUGGUGCGGAAAACCAGAACGACUGAGUUUCUAGAACCUCCUGGUACAACUAGAGAGACCGAAUUUCUAGAACGACCUGCUAAAACUAGAACGACGGAAUUCUCCCGCGUGCCAGUGCUACCGGAGAUAGCUAGUCGCGCGACUCCCAGUCCGCGGCUGGCGGUUGGCGACGCGGUAGAGUGUGUGGGAGCCGCGUUUGAGCGGGAGCGACCGCGUACGUCGCCUGACGAUGACCGCCUCACUGGCGAACGCGUCUGUCAGAUCCUCAGCGAUGCCAGUCGGCUGUCGAGAGCUCGCCGCUGUACUGCGUUGCCUUUGCACAGGUUCCCCAGAGUUCCUCCCAUGGCGAAUUCGAGUCUCGAUUCAGACCAGGAAAAAGACAAAAUAUCAGCUGUCAGUUGUGUGGUGUCAGUUUUCAGUAGACCAAGAAGUGGCCUGGAACGAGAAACCCCAAGUUCUGAAAACAUGGCAAGUUUCUCGACAACAUGUAAAUACUCCACACGAAGAAGCAAAGAAUCCUCAGCAUCCAGAUUCAAAGUAUCUAGUCCGAAAAUGAGUGAUGUUCUGAAUGAAACCGAUGAUACCGAUUCCAAUUAUCCGUCUUCAGAAGUGGCCAACGAUCGGUCGCGCCGAGAUUCUCUGAGGUUCCUUUCCAGAGCUAGUCGAUCAAAAGAGAGUCCUCCAGAAUCGAGUAAACCCACCAGUAAAACCUUAGCUUCUCUGAACACUAGAUCAAGGAUGCUCUCAAGAGACGGGGACAUCGGUAGGAACCGAAGCAAUUUCCACAUCCAACUGUCGAGGAAUUCGUCAUCCUCAGAGCUGCUGAGAUACCCGGAUGACAGUAGUUUCACUCUGAUCGAUGAGGAGAGGCUCAGACAGGCGGCUGACGGUGGCUAUGGUAAAGUUCCUACUGUGAAAGGAUCACAGACUAGUUUGUAUGACACGAGGGUGAAAAAAAAGAAGAAGGAGGCCAAGGCUCGAUGCACUGUCUGCCGCAAGAGAUUGACCAUAAUCAGCACAUACACUUGUCGCUGUGGCAACAUAUUCUGCAGUAUUCACAGGUAUUCGGAAGCCCACGACUGCGAUUACGAUUACAAGGAAGAGGGACGUCGGAUCCUCGAGCAAAAUAAUCCACUGAUUAGAGCACCCAAGUUACCAAAAAUCUAAAUUGUUCUCAUUAAACUAGCCAGCUUCAAUGCGCAACAAAAUUUAUUUUUAUAAUAGAAAGAACGUUUUUAGUAAACUAAUAAUAGCACAUUA
Nilaparvata lugens (brown planthopper) is the source of this 2974-nucleotide messenger RNA. RefSeq names its product AN1-type zinc finger protein 4. Gene Ontology annotation, molecular function: protein binding; zinc ion binding. The transcript has 8 exons. The record is from RefSeq and is a predicted model, not a curated record. Bases 923 to 2881 code for a protein of 652 amino acids. NCBI's taxonomy places the organism in Eukaryota, Metazoa, Arthropoda, Insecta, Hemiptera, Delphacidae.